AGGACCUUAGCAUCGUGAGACAUUUUAGAUUCAUAGUCAUCACGGCUGACCCGCUCAGAGUUCAUCAUGUCAAAGUUGAAAAGCUCAGAGUCUGUGAGGGUGGUGGUUCGCUGUCGGCCCAUGAAUGGCAAGGAAAAGGCUGCUGCCUAUGACAAGGUGGUGGAUGUGGAUGUGAAGCUGGGGCAGGUGUCUGUGAAGAACCCCAAAGGAGUGGCCCAUGAAAUGCCUAAGACCUUCACCUUUGAUGCAGUCUAUGACUGGAACGCCAAGCAAUUUGAACUCUAUGAUGAGACAUUCCGACCACUUGUGGACUCUGUCCUGCAGGGUUUCAAUGGGACAAUUUUUGCCUAUGGACAAACUGGUACUGGGAAAACCUACACAAUGGAAGGAGUUCGUGGUGACCCUGAAAAGAGAGGGGUUAUCCCUAACUCGUUUGACCACAUCUUCACCCACAUUUCUCGAUCCCAGAAUCAACAGUACCUGGUCAGGGCUUCAUAUUUAGAGAUCUACCAGGAGGAGAUCCGAGAUCUGCUCUCAAAGGAUCAGACCAAAAGGCUUGAGCUCAAAGAGAGACCGGACACUGGCGUGUAUGUGAAAGACCUGUCUUCCUUUGUCACCAAGAGUGUGAAGGAGAUAGAGCACGUGAUGAACGUGGGGAAUCAGAACCGUUCAGUCGGUGCUACCAAUAUGAAUGAGCACAGUUCGCGUUCUCAUGCAAUUUUUGUUAUCACAGUCGAGUGCAGUGAGGUGGGCCUUGAUGGUGAAAACCAUAUCCGUGUGGGGAAAUUGAACCUUGUAGAUCUUGCUGGCAGUGAACGGCAAGCCAAGACCGGUGCUCAAGGGGAAAGAUUGAAGGAAGCGACCAAGAUCAACCUCUCCCUUUCAGCCUUGGGUAAUGUCAUCUCUGCCCUGGUGGAUGGCAAAAGCACCCACAUUCCAUACCGGGACUCAAAGCUUACCAGGCUUCUCCAGGAUUCCCUCGGUGGUAAUGCUAAAACUGUGAUGGUGGCCAAUGUGGGGCCCGCCUCUUACAAUGUAGAGGAGACUCUGACCACGCUGAGAUAUGCCAACCGUGCCAAAAACAUUAAGAACAAGCCAAGGGUCAACGAGGACCCCAAAGAUGCCCUUCUUCGAGAAUUUCAGGAAGAGAUUGCUCGGCUCAAGGCCCAGCUGGAGAAGCGGUCCAUUGGCAGAAGGAAGAGGCGGGAGAAGCGGAGGGAAGGUGGUGGCAGUGGCGGGGGCGGGGAGGAGGAGGAGGAGGAGGGAGAAGAGGGUGAGGAGGAAGGGGACGAUAAGGAUGAUUAUUGGCGGGAACAGCAAGAAAAACUGGAGAUUGAGAAGCGGGCCAUUGUAGAGGACCACAGCUUGGUUGCAGAGGAGAAGAUGCGACUGCUAAAGGAGAAGGAGAAGAAGAUGGAGGAUCUGCGGCGGGAAAAGGACGCUGCCGAGAUGCUGGGCGCAAAAAUCAAGGCCAUGGAGAGCAAGCUCCUUGUUGGGGGAAAGAAUAUAGUGGACCAUACGAACGAACAGCAGAAAAUCUUGGAGCAAAAACGGCAGGAAAUUGCGGAGCAGAAACGUCGGGAAAGAGAAAUCCAGCAACAGAUGGAGAGUCAAGAUGAAGAGACCUUGGAGCUGAAAGAGACGUAUAGCUCAUUGCAGCAGGAGGUGGACAUCAAGACCAAAAAACUCAAAAAGCUCUUCUCCAAGCUGCAGGCAGUCAAGGCCGAGAUCCACGACCUCCAAGAAGAACACAUCAAGGAGCGCCAGGAGCUGGAGCAGACCCAGAAUGAGCUCACCAGGGAGCUGAAGCUCAAGCAUCUUAUUAUAGAAAACUUUAUCCCUCUGGAAGAAAAAAAUAAAAUUAUGAAUAGAUCCUUCUUUGAUGAAGAGGAAGAUCAUUGGAAAUUACAUCCUAUAACCAGACUGGAGAGUCAGCAGAUGAUGAAGCGGCCAGUCUCAGCUGUGGGAUACAAGAGGCCGUUGAGCCAGCACGCAAGAAUGUCCAUGAUGAUUCGCCCUGAGGCCCGAUACAGGGCAGAAAACAUCGUGCUGUUAGAGCUGGACAUGCCAAGCCGGACCACCAGAGAUUAUGAGGGCCCAGCCAUUGCCCCCAAAGUCCAGGCCGCGUUAGAUGCAGCUUUGCAGGAUGAGGAUGAGAUACAGGUGGACGCAUCUUCCUUUGAAAGCACUGCAAAUAAGAAAUCCAAGGCCAGGCCUAAAAGUGGAAGGAAGUCAGGAUCCUCCUCGUCUUCCUCGGGAACCCCUGCAUCUCAGCUUUAUCCACAGUCUCGGGGGCUGGUUCCAAAGUAAAGCCAGUUCCUCCUCUCCCAGGGCAUAAACAUCAUUUGCCUUCUGAGAGAAGAGACGCGCAAAAGCCUGCAGAGACGACUUGAGCCCAGACUCAAAACCAUUCCCCUGAGAAGCAAUGACCUCUUUGCAGAUUAACCAACUCGGUCUGGUCAAAGCGUGCUGGUCCUAUUCUGGCACUGAGCUCCUCUGGGAAACCGCUUCAUGAGCAUCUUGGAAAUGCGGGGGGUAAGGUAAAGUGUGGUGGGCCAAGUGGAGAGCAAGAGAAUGACCAGGGCCCUUGCUUCUCUUCUCCCUCCCCUUCUCCUCCUCCUCCCCUGCCCUCUGCCUUUCCUUCUUUCUCUGCUUUUCUAGCCUGUUCUCUGCACUGGGCUCCCUUCUUGUUGAACAAUAGGGCAGAAUCAGGAGUCACCUUGAAGUCUUUGGAGCCUCAGGAUAAAAUGACAGUGAGGUUGAAAAGUGAAAGCCCUAGAAUUUGAAUGGGUGCUUGUUCUUUUAGGAAGGAAUGAGAAAUCUCAUUUGGAUCCAGGCCCCAGAUGGGCAUGAUCAGCGAUCUUGCUUCCGUGCACCUUAGUAAGAAGUAGAUCUGCCUUUGGGAUCUGCUGAAUGAGGAAAUGUUUUCCCAGGAAGCUGCUGGUUUCUGCUUCUGAAGGAUGCAAUAUUGGAAGCACUGGAAAUAACUUUCCCUUUGUCUCUGGGGAGAGUUUAGGAAAAUGGCUUCUUUAACACUUCAGAACCAAGACUGUCCUGUCAAAGACCUACGUCUGUAAGCUGAUGCCAUGUCCAGACACCGUGUCGCUUCACUCUUCGUUCAGCACCAUCUAUUCCCGUGGACACAUGCUCUGAGCAUCUGCCUGGGCUCCCCGCUGCUCUGUCCUGGGCCUGUCUUGAGGGAGAAGGGAGGCUGGCUCUGCCUUCUCUGACCAAACUAGAGUUGGAGGAAGAGAGGUACAGUGGCGCUUUUGAAGUUCCCAUUUUGUUCCAUAUCAGAAUGGCAAGCAUGAGGGUGACUAGGUAGACGCAGAGAUAAAGAGACAUGAGAGACUCAGUGCCAUGGGAAGGAGAGACAGCAGAUGGAAGCCAAGACCUCCUGCCUGCCUGCAGCAGAGAACCAGCCACGCGAGAACUCUGGGCUCCCCGCAGGCAGAGCCUGAGAUGGUGGCAAGGUGCAGCUGCAUGAUAGAAUAGGCUCAGAGGAGAGGUAGGAAUUCCCGUUUACAUAUACUGUUGGUUUUGUAAGUUUUAGUUCUUUGUAUUAUUGAGAUUCAAAGCUUUGUUUUAUGUUGGCCAUUUGGUGGAUGUUACUUACUUUUCCCCCCGAGAGAAGCUCACUAGUGUGUGUGAGUGUGCAAGCACAAGGAUGCCUGUAUUCUGUGAGAGUGUCUGUGUGUGUCCGUGAGAAAGAGAAAGAGACCAAGAACUUGCCCAGGUUUAGAAAUACAUUAAUGUGUGGCUGUUGCCUGUUGUCUAUGUUAAAGGCCCGUUGAAUGACUGACUAAUCCAGGCUGGAAGUGCUCCCAUGUGGGUGUGGAGUCCACGAGCCAAGCCUGAGGGGAAGUGUAGUAUGAAUCCCUAAGUCUGCCACACUGGUGCACCUUGCUGGCAUGGUGCCUCAGGAAAGUGGCGACCCAGGUGGGCCUUGGGUUGUAUUUCAACUCAGCUGCUCGGUUCCCAGGGCACAUGUCUGGAUCAGAACCCAUGGGAAAGAAGAGGUACCAAGUGCAAUGUCUUAUGCAUUCUGCAAAAUGGAGUUCUGUCAUCCGGCAGCCCAUCUCCUUUAUAGUGACCGUUCUUUCUGAACCCAGGGCCCUUUGUAGCAGUUCCCAGAGCAUAAUAGAGCCUCCCCUCAUCUUUCCUUGGGGUCAAACCUGGCUUCUUGUUUAUUUACUGAUAAUUUGCCUAUUUAAGUAGGAACCAGAUGAUAAGAUGUAUAGCCCAAGAUGGUUAUCUGCGGAGUUAUGGGGUCUCUCACCCCAUUUCCUCAAAGCUAGUCUUCAUUCUGUAGGUUGAAGAUAUUUGUUCUAGCAAGUCUGACAAUUGAUAAUGGCAGAUA
This is a messenger RNA of Orycteropus afer afer, 4360 nucleotides long. RefSeq names its product kinesin family member 3B (gene KIF3B). The record is from RefSeq and is a predicted model, not a curated record. NCBI's taxonomy places the organism in Eukaryota, Metazoa, Chordata, Mammalia, Tubulidentata, Orycteropodidae. Gene Ontology annotation, biological process: microtubule-based movement. Gene Ontology annotation, molecular function: microtubule motor activity; ATP binding; microtubule binding.